UUUAAGUCUAUCUCCCAAGAAACCCAUUUUGAACUUUCGGGAGUUGAAAUGAGGUUUUGCCGAAAUGGCCACUAUUUCUUACUGGCCCUGAAUAUCAUCUUUGCAUCCAUUGCAAUAUCAGUCGGAGAUGAUGUGGGACAACAGCGAGUGCAACCUGAAUCUCAUCUGUAUUCUCAGGAGGUUCAAGAGAUCGCCGAUCGACUUCGCGCUGAAUAUAAUGCUGCCAUUGCCAGCUCCCCGUCAAAGUAUCCCCACCAAGUGAGCGGCAGCUAUGCCGAACAGUAUCGCACCUCCGGCAGAGGCUGUGGCGAUGCUGGCUGCGCCACUUCAGUUACAUCAAAGGUCACCCAUUCCUCCAACUUUGACGCUAAAACCCAGGCCGAAGUGGAUGCCAUGGCGAAGGAAAUGGCCCAGGAAAUCAUCAAAGACAUGCAGACAGGCAAGCUGCAAUACAGUCAGAUUUCGCAGCCCAACUGGUUCGAGCAAAGAGCAGCCCAGGAGUUGGAGGCUGUCAACAGCGGCAUAAGGCAGUCCCAAUCCCAGAGCCAAUCCCAAUACAUGGGCUCUUCGGGUAGGUACCAGCAGCAGCAACAGCAGCAGUCGAGCUACGGGUCCUACUACAAGCCACAGUCGAGUUAUGUGUCACAGACCAACAUUCACGACUCAUCACACACUGUCGUCACUCAUCGGCCGCAAGUCACCUCCGCCCGUCAUCACGUCUAUGAUCAUCUCUACGAGGAGCGCUUGCCAAAUUACCAACAGCCGCACAUGAUUCACACCAACAUCGAGAAUGACUAUGGUGACACUCAAGUUCAGCAGCAGAUUUUCAACCAAGAUGGCCACACUUAUCAUCGCGUCCCAAUCGUCAUUCGCCCAGGAUCCGGAUCAGUUCAGGUCAACUACACCGUCAGCACAUAUAAUCGCAGUGCUGAUGGCGCCAGAGGCACUCCGAACACCCACGUUCUCACCUUCAACAGGAAUUUCACCGAAGAGAACAAAAGAGAGCAAAUCCAGUCGAUUCUCGAAGAAAUUACCAGACUCAAUAAGAGCCAAUUGCAUGGGAUAGACAAUCUACUCUCGUCCUUGGUCAUCGAGAUCGACGACACAAACCUCGAGGGCAAUAAGCAAGAGAUUCAAGAGGAAAUCUACAAACUUAUACAACAAAUUAGAAACCAAACGUCUUACAACACAGCUUGGCAUUAUCCAUAUUCUGGAAAUCGGGUCACUGAAGAGGAUUUGCUUUAUCAAGAAGUUCAAGAGCUCAUAAGGAAUUUCUCACAUAUGAUGAGAACUCCAGAGCCUAGACCACAAAACACCCUCUCGACCUACAUUAUGUCCAUUCAACAUUCUCUAAGCGAGGAGGAACGUCGCACUCAAUCUAUCGUCAUCCAAGAGGAGAUAAAGCGCUUAACAGAAGACAUCAGAACUUGGGUCAAUCGUCAGGGUGUCAGUGAAGAGCAGCGAAGGUAUGAAAUCUUCGCUCUCCAGCAAGAAGUUGAUAGACUUCGACGAAUCUUAACUGAAUGGAAUGUCCAACAAUUCGUUCCAACGGCAAAUGUUGGUCAAGUUUCCUCCCACAUCAUCCAAAUUGAACACACUCUCAACCAAGAGGAAAAACAAAGACAAACGGCUAUUAUUCAAGAGGAGAUUGAGCGACUCAGACACGAGAUGGAAAGGUGGCAAAGACACAACACAGGAAAUGCCCAACAACGUCAGCAGCAGAUAAAUUCGAUCUGGAAAGAGAUCAACACCCUCAAUCAUAUUAUAGAGGAUUGGAAAUCCAAUCAGGUGAAUUAUCAGGAAACUCCAUUGUCCACUUACAUCGUCACAAUAGAGAAUACUUUGACUGAACAGGAAAAGAAUGAGCAAACUCAAGUGAUUCAGGAUGAGAUCCGAAGACUCCGUCAUGAGAUGGAGCACUUCAGCAGGAUGUCCACGGACAAUGAACACAGGCGCCAAGAUCAGAUUCUUGAGUGUCGUCAGGAAAUUAAUAAACUCACGAGAAUCAUUGAGGACUGGAAGGCAACAAAACCCACCUUGACGCCUGAGAAUCAGCUCUCCACUCACAUCAUCACCAUUGAGAACAACUUGACUGAAGAGGACAAAUCUUAUCAGAGUCAAGUCAUCAACACUGAAAUCCAGAGACUAAGAACUGAGCUGGAAAGAUGGAAACACUUGCAACACGUCAAUGAGGAUAAGAGGACAGAUCAGAUUAAUCUCAUACGGCAAGAGAUCAACAAACUCACGGAGAUCAUUGAAGAGUGGAAAGAAACUAGAGCCACUUUGCAGCCUGAGAAUCUCAUGUCUCAGCAUAUCAUCACCAUUGAAAAAACCUUCACUGAAGAGGACAAGGAGCGGCAAUCAGUUCAGAUUCUGACUGAAAUUGAGCGCCUUCGCCAAGAGCUCGAGCGCUGGAAGCAAUUGCACCAUGUCAAUGAGGACAAGCGAAUGGAUCAGAUAAAUCUUAUUCGCCAGGAGAUGAAUAAACUCACUGAGAUUGUUGAGGAGUGGAAAGAGACUCGACCAACUAUUGUUCCGGGCAAUCAACUCUCCCAUCAGAUCAUCACUAUUGAGAAGUCCUUCACAGAAGAGGACAGAAGUCGGGAAAAUGCAGUGAUUCAGGAAGAGAUAAAUCGUCUGCGUCAGGAACUCAAUCGAUGGUCUCAUAUGCAGAAUGUCCAGGAAGAAAAAAGACAGAGUCAAAUAGGAUUGAUUAAGAAUGAGAUUAGCAAACUCACAGAAAUUGUCGAAGAAUGGCGGGAAAGUAGACCAACAAUCACUGAUCAGAAUAGACUCUCCACGCAUUUCAUCAAGAUUGAAAACUCCUUGAAUGAGGAAGAGAAGGUGGAACAGAACAGUGUCAUUCAGCAAGAGAUUGCUCGCCUCCGAGAAGAGCUGCAAAAGUGGACGAGGCUUCAUCAUGUUAAUGAGCAGGAAAGGCAAGAUCAAAUUCACUUGAUUCGACAAGAAAUCAAUAAACUUUCCGAAAUUGUGGAGCACUGGAAGGAGACUCGCCCCACACUGACAGCACAGAAUCAGCUCUCCACACACAUUGUUACGAUCGAGAGGAAUCUAACAGAAGAGGACAAGACGCACCAGACAAGAGUGAUUCAGGAUGAAAUCAAUCGCUUGAGGCAGGAAUUGCACAGAUGGACUCAGAUGGCGAAUGUCAAUGAAGAAAGACGUCAGGAUCAGAUACUCAUGAUCAGAACGGAGAUUAAGAAGCUCACGGAAAUUGUUGAGGAUUGGCGACAAACCAGACCAACUCUUACUGUUGAAAAUCAGCUUUCCACACAAAUCAUCGUCAAGGAGAACACCAUGACAGAAGAGGAAAAAGUACAACAAAGCGCAGUGAUUCAGGCAGAGAUUCAGAGACUUAGGCUGGAAUUGGAGCGCUGGAGGAGACUCCAGAAUGUCAACACGGACAAGCAACAUCAGCAAAUCACAAUGAUCCAGGAAGAAAUUCAACGCCUUACUGAGAUUGUCAAUGAUUGGAAUUCCAGUCAGAUAACCAUCAUCCCAGGAAAGCAAAUGUCCCUGCACAUCAUUUCCGUGGAGAACACAUUGACAGAGGAGGAUAAGCGUCAACAGACGGGAUUAAUCCAAGCAGAGAUCACGAGGCUUCAGCAGGAAUUAGAGAGAUGGAAUCACUUGACUCAUGUGAACAAUCAGAAGAAGCAACAGCAAAUCUUCGCCAUUUGGCAGGAAAUUAACGCGCUGACGAGGAUCCUCGAGGACUGGAGAAGCACUCAAGUGCCUGGACCUGAAAAUCUCCUCUCCACUCACAUCAUAGCCAUUGAAAACACACUCACUGAGGAUGAGAAGCUCCUGCAAACAGUGAUUAUUAAGGAUGAAAUUGCUCGACUGAAGGAUGAUCUCGAGAAAUGGACGAGAGCCACUACAGAAAAUCAGGAAGUGCGACAGAGAGAAAUGUCAUGGAUUCGCUUGGAGAUUAACAAGCUGCAGGAAAUUCUCAAAAACUGGCAAUUGACAGAAUCUCAGAAAUCUGGAGGUCUUCUAUCGGCCCACAUUCUUUCUAUAGAGCACACUUUAACUGAGGAACAGAAGCAGCGUCAGGUCAUAGUAAUUAAGGAGGAACUGGUGAGACUCAGACAGGAACUGGAUAAAUGGAAGCGUCAGGGAAAUAUCAAUCGUGAGGAUAGAGAACAGCAAAUCUUCUGGAUUCGCCAGGAGAUCAACAAGCUUAAUGAGAUUCUGGCCAAUUGGAAGGCUAAGGAUGCAAUUGGAAGUGGAGGUCAACUUUCCACCUAUAUCCUCUCCAUCGAGCACUCCCUGACUGCUGAGCAGAAAGAGGAUUACGUCAAAAGGAUAAACGAGGAAUUGGCCAAACUCAACAGAGAACUGCAGUCGUGGAAUCUCCAUCAGGGAAAUCAAGUUGAAAAGCAGACCAAUAUGGGAUUGAUUCAGGAGGAAAUUCGAGUGCUCUCAAAGAUCCUCGAAGAUUGGAGGUUAGAGAAAAUCUCACUGGACUUCAGCAAACUCUCUUCUCACAUUCUUAUUCUGGAUCACACGCUGACUGCUGAGGAGUUGGAACAGAGAGAGAAAUUAAUAAGGCAGGAUAUCAGGAGACUCAGAGGAGAGUAUCAGAAGUGGUCCAGUCAGAGGAAUAUGGAGGAGAGCGAGAGGCAGCGUCUCUUGCGAUACAUUCAGCAGGAGAUUGACCUCCUCAACCACAUUUUGGAGGAAUGGCAACGCCGAUCCAACAGUGUCACUCUUCUGUCCCAGUUCAUUCGUUCAAUCGAACAGAGACUCAACAAUGAGAGCAAGUACUUCUACUCCCUCUUGAUCAUUCAGGAAAUUGAGCGCCUCCAGCGCGAGGGUGCACGCUGGAACAAGGCUCAUGAGAGUGAGAGGCAAUCCUUGUGGUAUAUCGAGUCCGAUCAUGGAAACACUGGCUUCCAGGAUGUCAAGCAAAGACAACUCCGGCUGAUGCACGAUGAGGUUCACAGGUUGGCUCAAAUUCUCAGGGAGUGGGGAUGGAGAAAGACCACUGCCGGCCGAUGGAUUCACCCCAUCUACACACAGUACACUGACUUGGGCAGCCGAUAUCCCACUGUCUUCAUCCACAACAAGAAUGGAUCCGGUUCCCAUCGUCCACCACAGAAUCCCAUCAACAAGAAUCGCGGAGAUCAGCCGCCGCAGAUGUUUGAGGAUGACUACUUCUCCGAGGAGGAUCUUGAAGUGGAACCGGGAAUUGGAUUGUAUCCUGUGAAGCCUGAGAUUCAACUCCAAACCACACUGGCUCCUAUUAGACUACCUCCUCCGCAACCCAUUCCCGUGGUGGUGCCCCAGAGCCAGCGAGAGUACAGAAGGAGGGAGUACAAGAAGACAACUAUCACGACCAAUCAGCAGGUUGUUCCGCAAUUUCAAUUAUCUGCCUCAGCCAGUGCUUCGGCUUAUGGAGGGCAAAGUCAAUUCCCUUCCGGAUGGGUAACUCCCAGAAUUGCAGCCCAGGAUGGAAACUAUGAUCAUUUGGAAAGCAUGGCCCACACCCAGACACAAGCUUCAGCCAGGGCGACAAGAUUCAAUCGUCAAGGAGUCACUGGACAGGAACCCAGAGGCGAGGAACUUGAUCUGCAACAGCAGACAAUUGAUUGGUCAGAUGACACGGAGGAUUUGAGUCAGAAAUAUCAGAAUCCUGUGGAAUAUGAUGAGGAUCUUCAGGCGGUGGUCAAGGAAAUCACACAAACCACAACCACGGAGACUCCUGGAUUUUGGAAGCGACUCGGCGAGAAGGCCAAGAGUGUUUUCGGUUGAUUUGUAGUGUGCAAAAUAAUUCUUGUGCUUCAUCAACUAAUGAGCAUUAUUGAGUAAUUAAUAAAGUUUAUACUAAUGAUGUCCGGAACACUCACCUCGCCCAGGGAGUGGAAGAAUUUGAUGAAAUUCCUCUGCUGAAUUUUGUCUGUAAUACAUUUCGGUACAAGAUUUAAAACCACAAUUCUUUCUGCAGAAAGACAUUGAAUUUAGUACAUACCGAGAUUCAAAGGGUGCAGAGGCUUCACAUUAGCCAUUGUGCGUGGAAAAAUCACUUAAGAUAGCGUAAAUACAAGAUAAA
Phlebotomus argentipes is the source of this 6076-nucleotide messenger RNA. RefSeq names its product trichohyalin. The transcript has 5 exons. The record is from RefSeq and is a predicted model, not a curated record. Lineage: Eukaryota; Metazoa; Arthropoda; Insecta; Diptera; Psychodidae. The coding region runs from base 49 to 5778 and encodes 1909 amino acids.